Molecule: messenger RNA, 1221 nt
Organism: Phaeoacremonium minimum UCRPA7
Lineage: Eukaryota; Fungi; Ascomycota; Sordariomycetes; Togniniales; Togniniaceae
Product: putative transesterase protein
Exons: 1
Coding region: 1-1221 (406 amino acids)
Source: RefSeq, a predicted model, not a curated record
AUGGCCGACGACAUCGAGACGAAAUUCCAGGCGGCCAUCGAUGCGGGCAAGAUCAACGGCGCUGUCAUUUGUGCUACCGAUGCUGCGGGGCAUUUUGUCUACAACAAAGCACUGGGACAACGCACCUUACUCUCAGGCGAGAAGGUGCCGCAACAGCUAGAUGACGUGCUAUUCCUGGCGUCUGCCACCAAGCUGAUUGCUACGGUCGCCGCGCUGCAGUGUGUCGAGGACGGCUUGCUGACUCUGACCGGCGAUGUUUCCCCCAUUGCCCCAGAACUGGCUGCUAAACAGGUCAUCACUGGCUUCUCUGAUGAUGGCGAAACCCCUGUACUCGAGCCAGCGGUCCGCCCGAUUACGCUCGAAAUGCUGCUCACGCACAGUUCGGGGACCGCUUACGACUUUAUAAACCCCAUCGUUGGUAAAUGGAAUCAGAAGUUUAACAAGUUCGAGGAAGGGAAGCGCCGGCCGGUCGAAGAGUCGUUUUGCUAUCCUCUUGCAUUCCAGCCUGGUUCUAGCUGGAUGUAUGGUACAGGACUCGACUGGGCCGGACGCCUCGUGGAGAAAGUUACCGGUCGCACCCUGGGCGAGCAUGUCCAGCAGCGUAUCUGCAACCCACUGGGUCUCAAUUCGGCUCAGUUCUACCCGGUAACGCGUGAGGACCUUCGGGCCCGUAUGGUUGACUUGAACCCGGAUGAUCCAGAGGGCCUCGGCCGUGCUCCACUCGGGGGAGGCGGGGAAGUGAACAAGCGUACGCGCGGUGACUUCGGCGGUCACGGCCUGUUUAUGCCCGGUGCCGAUUACGUCAAGGUAUUGCACUCGCUACUUGCAAACGAUGGCAAAUUGCUCAAGCCUGCCACCGUUGAUGACAUGUUCGAGCAUCAUUUGAGCCCCGAAGCAACGGCUGGGCACCAGGCUGCCCUAGUAGGGCCAUUGGGCGUUUUCUUCCGGGUAGGUAUAGACCCCGGCACCAAAGUUGGUCACGGCUUGAGUGGUGUCUUGCUCUUGGAAGAUGUUGAUGGAUGGUAUGGAGAGCGUACGUUAACCUGGGGCGGCGGCCUGACCCAGACCUGGUUCAUUGACCGUAAGAAUGAUCUCUGCGGGAUUGGUGCUGUCCAAGCCGCCCUCCCGGUAGAUAGCCAGGAGGUGGAAGUUCUCAAGCAAACAUUUCGCCGAGACAUCUAUCGCAAGCAUAGCGAAUGGAAGAGACAGAAUCAGCCAUAA